CACGUAAACAAUAAAUUUUCUUAAGUCUAACACAAAUUUUGAAGGAGAAUAAAACCGUUUUACGUUUCUACUGUUAAUACAAGAGUAAGCCACAGUAUAGCUGUUGUCGUUAUAGCUGGGUUUUGUGAAAAAAUCUUGGGAAUUAGGCGUAAAAACGAUCUGUAAAAGGCAUGUGGUCAUUUUUUUCACGAGAUCCUGCAAAAGGAUUUCCAUACGAGGUUGGUGAACGUGUUGAAGGGGUGGGGACAGAAGAUUCGGUAUGGGCAUUACACCAUGGAAAACAAAAGAGCAAUGGACAACCUGUUUCAGUUUUUAUGUUCGACGUCACAUCAAGUAAUGAAACUGUGAAACAAACUGCUCAAGCAUCUGCAAAGCGAUUGAAGACAUUGCGUCAUCCAAAUGUAUUAACGUUUAUCGACAGCUUGGAAACAGACAAGUGCAUCUAUGUUGUCACUGAACCAAUCAAGCCUCUUGAACUUCAUUUAAAAGAAGCUUCACAAAAUGGAAAUAUCAAUGAGUUGGCUAUAUCUUGGGGGUUACACCAAAUUGUGAAAGGUGUGAGUUUUUUAUUAAACUCGGUAAACUUGAUUCACAACAAUGUAUGUAUGUCAUCUAUGUUCGUUGACGCAGCUGGUGAAUGGAAGUUAGGCGGUGUAGACUACAUGUACCCGGCAUCAGGUGAAGGCAGUAACUACCCUCCAAUCAAAAUGUUGCCAGCUUUAGAAAAAUAUGACCCUCCUGAAAAAAACAUGUCUAGCAGCAGAAUGAAAAAAUCAAAUAAAUGGUCAGCAGAUAUGUGGGGUCUUGGUUGCUUAAUAUGGGAAGUAUUUAACGGAAAAUUACCAAGAACUUCUUCCUUGAAAGUUAUAGGAAAGGUCCCAAAAUCUCUUGUCCGCCAUUAUUGUGAACUUGUAUCGGCGAACCCUGCCUCUCGACCAAGUCCCGAUAAGUUCUUGGAAAAUUGUAAACAGCCCAACUGUUUCAUGGCAAACUACUUUGUACAAACCAAUCUUUUUCUAGUGGAAAUUCAGAUUAAAGACCCUCACGAGCAGAAUGCUUUCUUUACCGACCUUACAAAACACCUUGACACAUUCCCAAGCGAUUAUUGCAAGUUUAAAAUUCUACCACAGCUACUAAAUGCUUUCCAAUUUGGUAAUGGUGGACCUUCAGUUUUACCCCCUCUCUUCAAGCUUGGAAAAUUAUUGGACAGCACUGAGUACCAGGCUCGUAUUGUGCCGUGCGUUGUCAAACUUUUUACUUCAACUGACCGAGCUACGAGAAUAUUACUUCUCAGACAACUUCCUCUAUUUGCUGAACAUCUUCAACCAGAUGUGGUAAACUCUCAAGUUUUCCCCAACAUGGUAUCUGGUUUCAUGGACACAAAUCCAGCUAUUAGAGAACAAUCUGUAAAGGCGAUGUUACUUCUUGCCCCAAAACUAAACGACAACAAUCUCAACAAUGAGUUGAUGAAGCAUUUUGCCCGUCUCCAGUCACGUGACGACCAGGGACCAAUCAGAACCAACACAACAGUUUGUCUCGGAAAAAUUGUUCCCCACCUUAAUCCUGUUACAAGACAGAAGGUGGUAUCAUCAGCAUUCAUGCGAGCAAUGAAAGAUCCUUUCCCGGCUGCAAGGAUAGCUGGUGUGUUGGCUCUUUGUAAUAAUGUGCAAUUCUUUACUACAGCAGAUGCUGCUAUGAAGGCCCUUCCAGCUUUGUGCAUGCUCACAGUUGACCAAGAUAAACAGGUUCGGGACCACGUCUUUAAAACAAUUCAAGUUUUUAUUGAAAAACUUCAAACAGCAUCUGAUGACCCAGAAGAAGCUGAAAAAAUGAACAGAACAGCAGGCAUGAUCAACACAUCCACCACAGCAAGCACUGGUUGGGCCGGUUGGAUGACAACUGGUGUACGUGGUGUGACAUCUAUAACUUCCAAGCUAUACACUGGAACCAAUAAACCAGAUCCAAAAGCACAGGCUCCGCCUGCUGCCCCUACUCCUGCUCCUCAGAACAUCCCAGAGGAACCUCCUCUUUCAGUGGUUGUUGAGUCCAUUCCUGCUCCUCAAUCUUCCCACCAACAUCCAUACAUGGAGGAUGUAGCUCCGGAUGCAGGGGAAGAUGCUAAUGGGUGGGAGGAUGAAGAAUGGGAUAAUUUUGAGACUGUCCCUCGCAAGCCUACUGUUUCUAAAUCAAAACGAAAAAUUGUGAUGCUUUCUGAGUUGCGCGCCAUGGAAGAAGAAAUAUGGCACGAUUUGCACACAACGAGCACGAAGAUCAGUUCAAGUGAGAAAGCAAGUGUAUCUUCUAGGCAAAGAUCCAGGAAAUCCACCCAUGAGGAAACACCCCAACCUCAAGCAGAUAAUUUUAACUCCUGGGAUCACAAUGAGUGGGGAGAUGUGAAUGAGGAGAAAGAGGAAGAGGAAAAUGUUGCUCCUAAUGACAAUGGGUGGGGAGGAGAGUGGGAGGAUGCUUGGAGCAAUGCAGAAACGAUGGAUAAGAAGAAAAGUCCAAAGUUUAGUUCCAAAGUAAAUAAACCCACAAAGAAGGAUGAACCUACCCCUGCAAGUUCAUACAACUGGUCACAAGAACCAGCAAAAACAACUGAAGAAGACGAUUUUUUCAGUGAAUUUUUAGAAAAACCAAAGAAGACUUUAACUACAAAAAAACCUGCCACACCAAAGCAGCAAAAACCACAAAAACCACUGCCCAAUACAAAAGAAAUAAAAAGUACUGCUGCUAAGCCAAGUGUAGCGAAGACAUCUGAUUGGUCAGCCGAUGGGUGGGGGGAAGAUGGUUGGGAAACUGCGGACGUUAAUGAAGGUUUAACAAAAGCAGAACGUGCGAAACUGGAAAGAGAAGAAAAACGUAAAUUACGACAAAAACAACUUGAAGAAAAAAGGGCUGCUAAAAGUUCCAACAAAUUAGGAUCAAGAAAAUGUGAUUGAUGCAGCUAGUAUUAAUUUUUUGCCAUGGCUUUGUGUUCAGUGGUUAGCCAUACUUCCUGUGCUUUAUUUGUAUUAGGGCAUGUGCAGACCUUCUUACCUGUUCCAUAUACACAGCUUAUUGAAGCAAAUGUUAUUUUCAUAUACGUAACUCAGUAAGGGGGUGUACAAUGUAACAGUUUGGUAUAAUUGGAAUUAUUUAUAAAAUUUUAUCCAAAAACUAGUUAAGAAUUUAUGUUGACGUUUUUUGGAUUACUUGCCUUAAAUAGGUGAUUAAAAAUUUAUAGUACGUUAUUAUCGCAAUGUUAUGAUUAAUCCCCUAUGUCUCUAAUGUUUUUAUUGCUGUAUUUAUUGUGCAAUAAAUGAAAUGUGCACAUUUG
This is a messenger RNA of Ciona intestinalis (vase tunicate), 3319 nucleotides long. Lineage: Eukaryota; Metazoa; Chordata; Ascidiacea; Phlebobranchia; Cionidae. The record is from RefSeq and is a predicted model, not a curated record.